Molecule: messenger RNA, 1749 nt
Organism: Melampsora larici-populina 98AG31
Lineage: Eukaryota; Fungi; Basidiomycota; Pucciniomycetes; Pucciniales; Melampsoraceae
Exons: 2
Coding region: 1-1749 (582 amino acids)
Source: RefSeq, a predicted model, not a curated record
AUGGCAGAAUCCAUCGGGAUACACACCAUCGACACCAACAGGAUUGAAGCUAACUUAGAGAGAUUCAAUGAAUCUGUGAGAAGAACUAGUGAGAGACUAGCUGGCCGGGCAGGGUCAGUUCCCCCGGAAGAUAGGUUGACUAUUGGGAUGCCGGAUCUACCGCCUGCCAACCUUGGUAAUACCAGUUCUAGAGGUGCAGCAACUACCAGAGGAAGGGGUAGAGGACGUGGAAAGAAGUCAACAGUUAAUACGAGAUCUAGUGCAGCCGCACGUAACCUCGCGGCGGCCACAACUAGCAGUGCUACCAACCCAAGUACCAACGGAACAAAUCCGACUAAUGGCACCAAGAAUGAUACUACCGAAGUCACUGGAACGCAAACUGGAAGUGUCAACCAACCUGAGAGUUUGAUUGAAAGAGACUCGAUAACUGUUAAUGUUACACCCAACGGAUCGCCUGCUCAUCGUAAUACGGUCACCGGAACGGGAAUAAGCCCCCCCCAAGGUUUUCAUUCUUGGUUGGCAGCAAAUGGUUAUACAAUCACUCGAUCUCAAACUACAUCGUCAGCAGUCCCAAACGCCAUUCCAGGAAUUAUUAAGUCGACUAAUCAAGAUACUUCAAAAAACGCGGAACUAAAGAAAUCCUCAGUAAAGUGGGUUGGUAUUAUCGACAAUGCCACUGACGUACCUGCUGGAAAUACGGCCAAGACCUCUGAAACCUCUACGGAGAAUGCUAAAGUGAUCUGUGAUGACGAAGGAAUUGAUACAAAUGGUCUGGUAGUGUUGUUCAAGCAUUUCAAUACGAAAAUGACACAAGUGAAAGGCUAUAUCCCUCUUUCCAUAUUUAAUCCACACUGCCUUCAUCAAGAUCUCUUGCAACAAUCCUUCCGCCAACUUACGACCAAAGAGAAGUUAAGCGACUCUUAUGUGGGAUUGAAUGUACCGCUACAAUGGAGAAUGUCUUUCGGAGAAUGGGUUGUCGCUUUCGAUUUGUUUGUUGCUUAUUGUCGCCAUUACACUCAUGAAGAUUUAGCCAAUAAGUUCGUGGUGCAUAAGCAGAACGUCUUGGAAAUUAUGAAGGAGAACAUGAAUUGGCCUAUUGCUUUCCGUUAUGAUAUCGCCAUCCGGACGACGGUAAUGAUGAUUUGCAAUGCAAACGGGAAUCUUGCAAACCCAGCUGUCCGCAACAAAACUAUUGAGAGACAAUGCUUCAGAGAUACUGAAAGAUACAGCGACUUCCUACCUGCCUAUGCUGACAUAAAUCCUUAUGCAACCGGUGGACCAAAAGAGCAUAUCAACCCCAUCACAGGAACGGAACUUACCAACGCUCCCAUAUCCUAUAAUGGAAACCCCUUUGCUGCCCCCUCCAUGACGCAUUACUCGAACACUGGCGGUAGCAAUCAGAUCCAUCAUCAGAACAACCAACACGGUGGAAAACCGAAUGCUAGAUCGUGGUCUCAUGCUAAUGGGAUGAUAUACAAUGGGUCAGGAGGUGUUGCUUACCAAAGUUCUUCUGAAGACCGACGUAACAGUGGUCGCAAUACUCGUGGUAGAGGAAGAGGGGGCGCUUGGUUCAAUGGUGGAGGUGGUGGUAGAGAUCUCAAUUCCCCUCCUCGUUAUAGUGAUAACAGCCGUCGUGGCGAGGGAAGCGGCUCGUGGCGCCGAGACGAACGUCGUGAUGACCGUAGAAACGACGAUUGUGAUUAUGCUAAGGGUCAUAAACCCUAUGCUGGUAAUGGGAAGGCAAAGUAA